Molecule: messenger RNA, 1207 nt
Organism: Bemisia tabaci
Lineage: Eukaryota; Metazoa; Arthropoda; Insecta; Hemiptera; Aleyrodidae
Source: RefSeq, a predicted model, not a curated record
UCCUAAGUCUUUGAUCAUGGGUGCUAAGAUUAAAAUAGUGUUCUUGUUCGCAACGCUUGCUGUUCUUUUGAUUAAGGCAGUGCGCAGCGAAAAGGAUUCGAACGAAGAUGAGGUCAAACAGGAUCUCGACAACCUGUUAGAACAUCAGCAAGACCUUAGGAACAGGAUCGAGGAGCGUUUGGUAGAAGGUCUCGGCUAUGUCAAAAUAGCACGCGAAGAAAUCAAGUCUGCCGAUAGCUGCUCUGCAGUGCAUGAUUCGUUGGGUAAAAUUGUGACUUUUUUGCGUGAGGACGAAGAGGACUGCUCAAAAGAAACUCAUGAAGCCAUCUGCGAGAACUUGUGUGUGCUAUUGAAAUACGACGAAACUUACAAAGGCGAGUGCAAAAUUCUUGACACUCGCAUCGGUGAAGAUGUGCUAAAAAUGAGACAGGUCAAACUGGACAAGAACGAUUCGGCGGUCUGCGAUCUCGUCAAGGAAAAGAACGGAGCCUUAAAAAAGCUGACCAGGGCAAAAAACGCGUACCAGAGUGAUAUAGUCUGGAGUCGAGUAGUCUCGAGGAAAGCCUUUAAUAUCACCCACAACGGUCUCGCGGUGUUGAAAAGGGUGGAUAUGGAGUUGAAAGGAGGCCAGAAACGUCCCGGAAAUCUCCGGGAGUCAGCACGGAUCGUCGAGGCAGCCCGUGAUCUUCGCGAUAAAUACAACUGCUUCCAGGAUGACUAAUCAGGUCACCAACGAGAUCUAUCGGAUACAACUGAGAGACUUCGGAUAUAAGAGGAAUACUCGUAGGGGGAGUAUUUACUACGUCUCACAGUGGAUCGAAUCAAUUGGAGAGGUCGGACAAAAUUUGGAAAUUUUACAAGCUCAUAACUCCAUUUUUACAAAAAAUUGAGGUUUUAAAAAUGGUUCCACUGGUUUGUUCGUGAGAUUUUCUGCUAGAGGCACUCCAAAAUAUUUAAAAUGUGACGAAAUAAACAUCAAACUUUGCAGUUUUAGUAAAAAUUUCAUGUCCUAAUUUUCUGAUUGACUCGAUCCAUUGUGCAUCUGUGCCACUAUGUGAUUUUCUAUACUUGAAGAUAAAUGAGACGACAAUACUUGCCCUAUGUAAGUUUUUUUGUACAAAGCGUAGAAUGAUCAUCAGAUUUUAAGAACUGAAUGAUUUAGAGACAUCCUAAUUUGAACUUUUUAAAAUACAAAUUUGUAUGCAAG